CCGCGUACCGCAAAAAAAAAAAAAAAAGAAAAAGAAAAAAAUGCAAAUGAACAGAGUCUCAGUCACUGGUGAUACAAUAUUAAUAACAGUAAUACACAUGUAAUGGAACACUGCAUCGAACAGUAGAAAAAUAUGUGGUUUUCAAGGGUACACAGAAGAUUUACCUUUUAGAGCAUAUAUUCUGUUCUAUAAAAUAAAUCUCAACAAAAUUUAAAAGAUUUAAAUAAUAAGAAACAUGUUCUUUGACAACAACAAAAGCAGUACUUAACUCUAAAGUCCUAUAUUAUAAAAGAAGAAUCUUAAAUAAGUUAAGCUAAUGUCCUUAAGAAACCAGAAAGUGAAGAGCAAAAUAAACUGCAAGCAAGUAGAAGCAAUGGAAUAAUAUAGAUAGAUACGAGCAGAAAUCAGUGACAUAGAAAAGAGAAUAUAGAGAAAAUCAGUGAAAGCAAAAGGUGGUUCUUUGAGAGGAUCAAUAAAAUUGAUAACUGUCUAGCCAGAUAUACCAAGAAAAAAAAAGAGAGAGAGAGAGAGAAGACAUACAUUAACAGUACCAGGAAAGAGAGAAGUAACGUCACUGCAGAUUCCAGGGAUAAAAGGAAUAGUAUGAACAAGUCUAUGGACUUCGGUAUGUGAUGCUGGGUGAAGGGUUGCAGGACAUGGACUCGGGCAGCAUACAGUUCCCAUCACACGUGACGGAAGCCUCCCUAACGAGGCCACGUCAAGGAUUUCCAAAGCACUAUCACAGGACCGCUUGACUUCCCAAGACCUGAAGAUCUCGAGAUCUUUCACCUGGAGUCCCCAACAUGUCCCUCUUUCUCAUGAUAUUCAUUCAAUAGUGGUUAUUUUCUUACUGAGCGUCUACCAUGCCAAGGGUCUGCGUUAGCGCCCCGCCCCCCAGAUGCUCCGUCCCACGUGGAAUCCUGUCCCCUGAACCCGCUUCUCCGGCCCCGGCGCCUUGUGACGUCAUGUCUCACCUCAUAAUUAUGCAGGCGUGUGUCAGGCGGCACGAGGACAGAGUUGCCUGGCGAACACCACCUGCGGGGCCAGGCCUUUCUUCCGUUACGUCACGCGCCCAUUUCGUCGUCCGCCGUGCUGGUCCCGGAUCAGUCCGCCGGUCCAGAAGAGGAGGGGCCAGCCUUCGUGGCCAUUACCCUCGUAGCUGGCGGCUGGCGACGCACGCAUGGGGUCGUCCGCAUCCAAGGCUGCCCUCAGAGCGACCACCGACGAGCCCUCCGAGCCCGGGCCGAAACACCUGGCAGCUCUAAUCCAGUACAUAAAUGGAACAAAUAGGAGUGUGGAACAUCUGGCUGAUAUUCUUUAUGAGAAAACUGGGAGCAGCAGCUGGGUGGUGGUGUUCAAAGCCCUGAUUACUGUGCAUCACCUUAUGGUGCAUGGAAAUGAGCGAUUUAUCCAACAUCUUGCAUCUAGAAACUCUUUGUUCAUUUUAUACAACUUCCUGGAUAAAAGUGUCACAGAAGGCUAUACUAUGUCAUCCUUCAUCAGACGAUAUAGCAGGUACUUGAAUGAAAAGUCACUCGCAUACAGACUGAUUGCAUGUGACAUCAGCAAAGCCAAGAGAGGGACGAACGGUGUGAUGAGAACUAUGAACAGUAGAGAGCUGCUGAACACUCUUCCAGUUAUUCAGACUCAGUUCACUGCUCUGCUUAAUGUUAAUGCAAAUCCUGACGAAAUAACUAAUGGUAUAAUAUAUGCUGCUUUCAUGCUCCUCUUUAAGGAUGCUCUUCGCCUCUUUGCAGCCUAUAAUGAGGGGAUCCUUAAUCUGCUAGGCAAGUAUUUUUACAUGAGGAAGAACCAAUGCAAGGAAAGUUUGGAUAUUUACAUCAACUUCCUUGGGAGAAUGACCAAAUUUGUACAGUUCCUGAAAGUUGCAGAGCAAGUUGGAAUUGACCAGAAUGACAUUCCAUAUAUUAAUCAGGUACCCUGCAGUUUACUUGAAGCACUAAAACAGCAUUUAGCUUCUUUGGAAGAGAAAAUUGACGUUUUACCCGCUUAUAGAUUGUUUCCUCUAUGUGAUAUGUUACAACUGGCAUUGCCUUCACAAGUCCCCAGGUGUAUUGCAGCCAGACAGCAAAGUGGAAGUGUUAUAGCAAACAACCUGGAUGGCUCACUGGUUAGCCCUGUAAGAAAUCUUGACUUUGGAGAAAGCCCAGUCAACAGAUUGGACGUGAAGGGGUGUCAAUCCUCAGAGAUGGAAAUGACUGGUGGAAUGAACUGGCAGUUGAAUAGCUGUACCUGCGUAUCAACCAUCUGGAGCCCAAUUUCUAUUCCUCCAGUUUCCCACAUGGUUCCAACUCCAAUUGGAGCUCCUUCCCUAAUGGCACCUCAACCCAUGAUUUAUACCCAACCAGGCUUAAGGACAGCAAGCCUGCUGCUCCAUCCACAAGAAAUAACACAGAAUCCAUGAGGUACCAAAGCGAAAAGAUUCCAAAUCAGAGGUGAAAACAAAUGACGAUCUCUCUACAGGCUGAUUGAAUCAUCCACUUCUUCCAAGUAAAAUAAACAUCCAUUUUCGCAUUCAAUACUCUUGAGAUUCUUCAUUUAGUGUUUUUGAGGUGAUGCACUCUUUCUCUUGUUUUAAUAGUUAGCCUUGAAACUUUAUCCUGC
Molecule: messenger RNA, 2625 nt
Organism: Orcinus orca (killer whale)
Lineage: Eukaryota; Metazoa; Chordata; Mammalia; Artiodactyla; Delphinidae
Product: phosphatidylinositol-binding clathrin assembly protein-like
Exons: 14
Coding region: 1181-2425 (414 amino acids)
Biological process (GO): clathrin-dependent endocytosis; clathrin coat assembly; synaptic vesicle budding from presynaptic endocytic zone membrane
Cellular component (GO): clathrin-coated vesicle; clathrin-coated pit; synaptic vesicle
Molecular function (GO): clathrin heavy chain binding; phosphatidylinositol-4,5-bisphosphate binding; 1-phosphatidylinositol binding
Source: RefSeq, a predicted model, not a curated record